Molecule: messenger RNA, 945 nt
Organism: Lepus europaeus (European hare)
Lineage: Eukaryota; Metazoa; Chordata; Mammalia; Lagomorpha; Leporidae
Product: olfactory receptor 10T2-like
Exons: 1
Coding region: 1-945 (314 amino acids)
Biological process (GO): G protein-coupled receptor signaling pathway
Cellular component (GO): membrane
Molecular function (GO): olfactory receptor activity; G protein-coupled receptor activity
Source: RefSeq, a predicted model, not a curated record
AUGAAGAGACAGAACCGCAGUGUGAUCAAUGAGUUCAUAUUAAUUGGCUUCUCAAACUUGGGGGAUCUACAGAUUUUUCUCUUCUUUAUAUUCCUACUAGUCUACCUGACUACUCUGACGGCCAAUGCCACCAUCAUGUCUGUCAUUCGUUUGGACAGGGCUUUGCACACCCCUAUGUACUUCUUCCUGUUCAUCCUCUCUUGCUCAGAAACCUGCUACACUUUGGUUAUUGUGCCCAAAAUGCUAACCAACCUGCUUUCCACAAUGCCAAGUAUUUCUUUCUCUGGAUGUGUGGCCCAGCUGUAUUUCUUUGUAGGUUUAGCUUGUACCAACUGUUUUCUCAUUGCUGUGAUGGGUUAUGACCGCUAUGUUGCCAUCUGCAACCCUCUAAACUAUACGAUCAUUGUCAGCAAAGCCACCUGCAUACAGUUGGUUUUAGCCUCCGGUUUGUGUGGUUUCCUGAUCUCUGUGGUUGUCAACAUCCUAGUGUUCAGUGUGCCCUUCUGUGCCUCCAAUCGGAUCAACCACUUUUUUUGUGAUAUUUCCCCUGUCAUAAAACUGGGAUGCACUGAUACCAACCUGAAGGAGAUGGUAAUCUUCUUCCUCAGCAUUCUGGUGUUGCUGGUUCCCUUUGUCUUGAUCUUCAUCUCCUAUGUCUUCAUUGUUUCCACCAUCCUCAAGAUCUCCUCAGUGGAGGGACAGCGCAAAGCCUUCGCCACCUGUGCCUCCCACCUCACGGUGGUCAUUGUUCACUAUGGCUGUGCUUCCUUCAUCUACUUGAGGCCCACAUCCCUGUACUCCUCUGACAAGGACCUGCUUGUGGCAGUGACCUACACUGUGAUCACUCCACUGCUUAACCCACUUGUCUACACACUGAGAAAUAAGGAAGUGAAGACAGCUCUGAGAAAGGUUCUGAGCAGAUACUCAUUCACCAAAAUGGUAUAA